AUGAACAGUAACUUAUCUCUUCAUCGUACAGCGCCCCGAAACACUCCAAGUUACAUGCGCUUUUUGGGUUAUUCAUAUGGGUAUCUUAUCUUCUCCUGUAGGGAGCACUUCCUCCUAGUUGAUGUUUACACGUGCAUUAAGGUGAAGCCCCCCAAACUCCCAGCAAACCGCAACUGUGAAAUCUAUUGUGGGUUCCUUAUGGCUCCACUCAAUUCGCCAAAGUCGCGCCUCCUCCUUUGCUCGCGAAAGUCCAUGUUCCUAUGGAAAGUUGGAACAACCUCCUGGACAGAGAGCCCCUUUGUUGGUGAAGCUAAAUUCAUUUAUCAGAUUGUGCUCUUUAAAGGUCAGAUGUUUGCCAUGGACUCUCUUUAUAGGCUCAAUACCAUAUCCUUGGCACCUCAGCUCGGCAUGCAGGAAGUAACAGUUUUGUGGCGAGAGGACGUGGUUGUAGGCUCAAGUAAUGUUCCAUGGUUGGUGGUAUGUGGUGACAUGCUUCUCAUGGUUGAUGUGGUUGAGUACUUCUUUCAAGUCUUCCGCUUAGAUUUCUCAGCCAAACCAGCUAAGUGGGUCAAACUGGAAAAGUUGGAAAAUUGGGCUAUGUUUGUUAGCAUUGGGUUGAGGAGCCCUACAUUUUCUUGCAUGAACCCUGAAAGAUGGGGUGGAAAGAGUAAUUGCAUUUACAUUUCGAGUCUUUCAUCUCAAGAUUCUGAUGCUCCUUGGAUAGCAACAGAGCUCGGUCAGUCGAUUUACAGUGCAGCUCACCGCGAUUCAUACAUUCCAGAAGGCGCAAGGCAGGAGAUUGAGAGCUUCUGGGUGCUUCCCAGCUUGGUCUAUGGUGCCGGCAAGUGA
Triticum turgidum subsp. durum (durum wheat) is the source of this 849-nucleotide messenger RNA. NCBI's taxonomy places the organism in Eukaryota, Viridiplantae, Streptophyta, Magnoliopsida, Poales, Poaceae. The record is from the annotation of a GenBank genome assembly.